Messenger RNA from Camellia sinensis, 1925 nucleotides. RefSeq names its product rab GTPase-activating protein 22. The record is from RefSeq and is a predicted model, not a curated record. Lineage: Eukaryota; Viridiplantae; Streptophyta; Magnoliopsida; Ericales; Theaceae. Gene Ontology annotation, molecular function: GTPase activator activity. Gene Ontology annotation, biological process: activation of GTPase activity.
AUAUAUAUAUUAUUUGUACAUACUGUACAUACAAAAUCAAAUUAUAGUUGUUCUGUAUCUCAAUCCCUCUCGAUCGGAUCAAACCCUAAUUGUAUCUUUUGACAUCGCAAUCCAAAUCUCCGCUCGUUUCCAUGUGUACAAGGUUCUUUAUCAGGAAUUCAACAGCUGAGGAGUUGGAUUCUCGUUUUGCGGUUAGACCCGAAUACCAAGGCGAUGUACCGAAGACCCAUUUCAAGCCCAAGGUACGGAAAACUCUUAGUGCAAGAAGAUGGAAAGUUGCAUUGUCCCAAGAUGGUCAUGUGGAUAUUGCAGGGGUGCUUAAGAGGAUACAAAAAGGGGGUGUUCAUCCAUCAAUCAAAGGGGUUGUUUGGGAGUUCUUGUUGGGUUGCUUUGAUCCCAACAGCACUUUCGAUGAACGAAAUGAGCUCAGGCAACGGCGGAGGGAGCAGUAUGAAGCAUGGAAGGCAGAAUGUCGAAAGAUGGUACCUAUAAUUGGUAGUGGGAAGUUUAUUACGACACCUAUAAUUACUGAUGAUGGCCAACCAAUCAACGAUCCUUCAACCAACAGUGAUUUAGGAGAUGACAGUGAAGCCAUGUCUACUAAUGAUGCUGGUUUAGACAAGAAAGUGACUCAGUGGAAGCUUGGCUUGCAUCAAAUUGGUUUGGAUGUUAUACGCACUGAUCGUGCUCUCAUCUUUUAUGAGAGUGAAGCCAAUCAGACGAAACUUUGGAACGUUCUUGCCAUUUAUGCUUGGGUUGAUAAUUCUAUUGGAUAUGUUCAAGGAAUGAAUGAUAUUUGCUCUCCAAUGGUUAUUCUUAUGGAAAACGAAGCAGACGCCUUUUGGUGUUUUGAGCGGGCAAUGCGCAGAUUGAGAGAAAAUUUCAGGUCCAAUGCGCAUUCUAUAGGGGUGCAGUCUCAGUUGAGUACACUCGCAGGAAUAAUGAAAGCUGUUGAUCCAAAGCUUCAUCAACACCUUGAGGAACUAGAUGGUGGGGAGUAUCUGUUUGCGCUCCGUAUGCUGAUGGUACUUUUCCGGAGAGAGUUGUCAUUUGUAGAUGCAUUGCACCUUUGGGAGGUGAUGUGGGCCAUGGAAUACAAUCCAAACAUCUUUACAUUAUAUGAGAUGUCGAGGUCUAGAUCAAAUGUGGGUGCAGAUAAGAAUGUUGCAUCCAACAUAGAUAGUAAGCUGCUAAAGCAGUAUGGGAAAUUUGAGAGGAAAAUUAUAGAGACUGGACAGACAGAACAAAAGAGUCCUCUCGCUGUUUUUCUUGUUGCAAGUGUCCUCGAGACCAAGAAUAAACGACUUCUGACAGAGGCUAAGGGUCCAGAUGAUGUUGUUGAGAUUGUGGGCGACAUAACUGCACAUUUGGAUGUGAAAAAAGCAUUGAAUGACGCAUUGAAUAUUCAGGAAAAAUACCUAAGCAAGGUGAAGCAAUUAUAGUUGAAUGCUUUGGAGCAUCGGCAACAUGUAUAUUUGAUUGAGGUUCACUCAAUUCUUUCUGUCCAUUUGGAUUAUCAUUUUCUUAGUAUAAGCAUUUCAUAUUUUCUCUCUCUCUCUCUCUCUCUCUCUCUCUCUCUCUCUCUCUCUCUGUAUAUGAGAAAUUGAAAUGAGAUGGAUAUGCAGCGCAACUUGCUUCAGCAAAUGUCUGAGAGAAUUUGUAUCAGUGAGAUCACAAGAGCGCCCUUUUUGGCUUGACAUGUUCUGCAGAUUUGCUCUGCUUCCAUGGUUUAUUGCCAAAAGUUGUGUUGUUGAAUGUUGCCCUUGAAUUGGGAUUGUCCUAAUUUGGAUUGAGAGCCCUGUAAUAAGCUGUGUUUAACUAAAACAUUAUUGGAUCAGGUUGAAAUUGUAUAUUUGAUAUGUAUUCUUGGGGGAGCCACUUUGAUGAUUGUGAGGUUUAAAUGCAUUUUUUUAGUCUCAACAUAA